Aspergillus calidoustus is the source of this 339-nucleotide messenger RNA. The record is from the annotation of a GenBank genome assembly. NCBI's taxonomy places the organism in Eukaryota, Fungi, Ascomycota, Eurotiomycetes, Eurotiales, Aspergillaceae.
AUGGCCAUCCUUACAGCUCGGUGUAUCGGAACGGUGAACGAAGCAUUCAGAUCCCGAGUCCGGUUCUGCUUCCAUUACCAAUACCCGACCCGUGAUCAGCGUCGGAGGGUCUGGCAAAACUUCAUAGGCCGCGUCAAAGCAGUCGAUCAGCUCAAGAUCGAUCAGGAGUAUCUCGAAAAUCGUUUCGAUGAGCUGACGGAGAUAAUGAUGAAUGGGCGCCAGAUCCGGGAUACAAUCACGACGGCUCGCCAAUUUGCGAAACACAAGGGCUGGAAGAUGGAAUAUGGAGAGUUAAAACAUGUCAUCGAGCUUGCCGGGGAUCGUGGCGGCGGUUUCUAG